Rotaria sordida is the source of this 1203-nucleotide messenger RNA. NCBI's taxonomy places the organism in Eukaryota, Metazoa, Rotifera, Eurotatoria, Philodinida, Philodinidae. The record is from the annotation of a GenBank genome assembly.
AUGGCUCUAUGCGUAGAAAUGAAUUUUACUGGUGCGAAUUUAUAUUAUGCUAAAAAAAUUCAAUCUGAAAACAAAACUUGGGCGUGGUGGUUAAAUAAUCUUGGAACGUUAGUUGUCUUCGUAAUUGGUUUUUUUGGUAAUAUAUUAUGUUUAGUAGUUUUAUGUCGUCGACGUUUGAGACGAAAUUCUUACACUCAAUAUUUGAUUGCUUUAGCUAUUGUAGAUACUGGAGCUAUUUUUUCUGAAGUUCUUUCUGCACUUGAUGAAUUAUAUCAAUUUGAGUAUAAAUUAACACUUGUUGCACAUAACAAUUUAUCAUGUAAAUUAUAUAAUUAUAUAAGAUAUAUAUUUUACUCUAUGAGUUCUUGGAUUACCGUUGCUUUAGCUGUUGAACGACUAAUAGCCAUAAAAUUUCCCUUAUGGUCAAAACAUAUAUGCAGUGUUGUUAAUGCUCGUCGUAUCAUAUUUAUAAUACUUUUAUUUACAAUGCUUAUUCAAUCUUAUCAUUUAAUAAUAAAGGGUCUCGAUUGUAAUCCAUCGCCAUCAUCAACCAAAGUUUGUCGCUGUAAAACAAUACGUCAUCAUACAUAUCUAAAAUUGGAUCUAAUUUUAACAGUCUAUGUUUGGCGACUUGCUUUAAUGACAUUAUUACCAUUAGCAAUAAUCAUAAUCGUCAAUAUACUUAUUAUGAAUAAAUUAUUUCAUAAAAGUUCAUUAGUUGAUCAUACAAAUGCAACCUGUAAUGCUCAACAUAAAAUGAAAUUAGUCUAUAAAAUAUCUCGCAUGUUAGUUGUAGUUACAUCAAUAUAUCUUCUAUUACAUGUACCUGGUUCAAGUUUAGAUAUAAUUAAAUUUAUGUAUAUAUCUGUUUUACGCAUAUGUAAUUAUAAAUGGCAAUAUUAUCUUCUUAUAAGUCAUGAAAUAUUUGAUUUAUUAACAAAUUUUAAUUAUGGUAUUAAUUUCUAUUUGUAUAUCAUUAGUGGUAAACAUAUACGCAAUGAACUAAUACGUACUUUUAAACAUUCAUCAUCACGUUCAAAAUCUAGUACACAAAAUUGUAAAUAUCGUCAUUCAAGUUAUGAUAUAUCAUCAUAUAUGCUUUCAUCAAGAAGGAAUCAAACACGAGAUUCAAAUAUACCAUUAUCUGAACGCCGAACUGGUUCACAUCAACAACGGCUUCCUUCUUGUGAAGAAAAUAAAUAA